Molecule: messenger RNA, 1532 nt
Organism: Vanrija pseudolonga
Lineage: Eukaryota; Fungi; Basidiomycota; Tremellomycetes; Trichosporonales; Trichosporonaceae
Product: ATP-dependent RNA helicase eIF4A
Exons: 3
Coding region: 202-1398 (398 amino acids)
Molecular function (GO): RNA helicase activity; RNA binding; ATP binding
Source: RefSeq, a predicted model, not a curated record
CCCAGCCAGCGACGCACACCAGCCUGGCCGCCCUGGCCACCGCCGUCACAAAGACACCUCUUCCUCUUCUCUUCUCCUCUUCAAACACCUUCGGGUAUCCAAAACUACUUAAAAAAAGCUCUCGCAACCCCCUCCAAACGCACACCCGGCUGCUCCGUCACGAAAGACGAAGCGACCAACAAAAAAAACAAAACAGACAUCAUGGCUGACAACAACGAGAACGGCCUCGAGCUGAGCGCCGACCUUAUCGAGUCCAACUGGGACCAGGUCGUUGACAACUUCGACAACAUGGAGCUCAAGCCCGAGCUCCUCCGUGGUGUCUACGCCUACGGUUUCGAGCGCCCCUCGGCCAUCCAGCAGCGUGCUAUCAUGCCCAUCAUCACUGGCCGUGACGUUAUCGCUCAGGCUCAGUCGGGUACCGGCAAGACCGCUACCUUCUCGAUCUCGAUCCUCCAGCGCAUUGACACCACUGUCAAGAAGACCCAGGCCCUCAUCCUCGCCCCUACCCGUGAGCUCGCCCAGCAGAUCCAGAAGGUCGUCAUCGCCCUCGGUGACUACCUCAACGUCGACUGCCACGCCUGUGUCGGUGGUACCGCUGUCCGUGAGGACAUUGCCAAGCUCUCCGAGGGCCCCCACGUCGUUGUCGGCACCCCCGGCCGUGUCUUCGACAUGAUCAACCGUGGUGCCCUCCGCGCCGACUCGGUCAAGAUGUUCUGCCUUGACGAGGCCGACGAGAUGCUCUCGACUGGCUUCAAGGACGCCAUCUACGACAUCUUCCAGCUCCUCCCCGCCGAGACCCAGGUCGUCCUCCUCUCGGCUACCAUGCCCGCCGACGUUCUUGAGGUCACCAAGAAGUUCAUGCGUGACCCCAUCCGUAUUCUCGUCAAGCGUGACGAGCUUACCCUUGAGGGUAUCCGUCAGUUCUACAUUGCUGUCGAGAAGGAGGAGUGGAAGCUCGACACCCUUUGCGACCUCUACGAGACUGUCACCAUUACCCAGGCUGUCAUCUUCUGCUCGACCCGCCGCAAGGUCGACUGGCUCACCCAGAAGCUGCACGAGCGCGAGUUCACCGUCUCGGCCAUGCACGGUGACAUGGACCAGGCCCAGCGUGAGGUCAUCAUGAAGGAGUUCCGCUCGGGCUCUUCGCGUGUCCUCAUCGCCACCGACCUCCUUGCCCGUGGUAUCGACGUCCAGCAGGUUUCGCUCGUCAUCAACUACGACCUCCCCGCUUCCAAGGAGAACUACAUCCACCGUAUCGGCCGUGGUGGUCGUUUCGGACGUAAGGGUGUUGCCAUCAACUUUGUCACCACCGAGGACGUCAAGAUGCUCCGUGAGAUUGAGACCUUCUACAACACCCAGGUCGACGAGAUGCCCCUUAACGUCGCCGACCUCAUCUAAGUCACACUUUCCGGCAUCUUCUGGUCCACUUUUUGUAAUCGUGCAAACCUGUAUCGCUGGCGUUUAGCCACCUUAGCACCUUCCCCCCUCCCCCAACACCACCCCACCAAGACCCCAACCCCCAAACCCCCACC